Molecule: messenger RNA, 1126 nt
Organism: Amoebophrya sp. A25
Lineage: Eukaryota; Dinophyceae; Syndiniales; Amoebophryaceae
Source: the annotation of a GenBank genome assembly
GAAGGUACACAUAUAUUCCUCACUAAGUGUAAUUACAACACUAAAAAUCGAACAAAUUGAAUUUGAAAUCGAAAGAGAGCAAGGUAGAAUUUUCUCUCUUUUAGAUCAUCUUGAUCAACACCAAAUCAAACAGAAGAUGGUCGUUGUGAAAUCCAAUUCAUUGAUGAAAAUUAUCAGAUGUAUCCGAAGAUCGAGGAGCACUUGUCACAACUAUUGCGUGUAGCUGUAGCGGUUCGUAUAUACGAAGCGAAAGUGCGUUGUCCGCGAGACGAAGUUGCAUCCUCGAUGCGGAGCUUCCUUACAAACUGGCGCAGCUGCUGCGAUCGGAAGAGCAAGAGUCAACCGCAUAAGGCUGACUCCGAGUAGAAGUCAAGCGGGAGAAUGAACAUACUCGUACUAUCACUUGAAAAAAUAAUUUAAACUAACGACUUUUUAUUUGUCUUCUUCCAAUCUUCACGACAAAGUGACUUCAUGUUAUUGAAAGAUGUGCGUAGAUUACAUUGCGUUGGUAAUCGUGUCUUGACAACGUAAAAGCCGGACAGUCCUGAUAUCGUAAAAACAAGAUAGACAUACUUGAUGCUUGUCGUUUGCGUAUGAACAUGAUUAGUUACGCUGCAGCAAAUUGGUGGAUAUCUUAGAUUGUAGACUUCCUGCUGAAGCCUGAAGGCCAAGUGAGUCCUUUGUCUGGUCUCGGAAUCCAGCGAAGUGGAAGUUCCUUUGAUUUUCUUGUAUAUAAGAACUGUACAUGAAUUUACCCUAAGCUGUAACAGACCACACUAAAUUCUCCAAUUAUUUGGAGCCACGGGAUCUCGUGGAGCUCGUAUUGGAAUCGAGGUCGGUGCUGUCGGUGUCGCGUUCUCGGCAUUCAAAGACGUGAAGAUCGAUAAAAAAACUUCAGAUAUAGAGAUUGCUUGAUCGACAGACAGACACUCAAAGACAUUGUUCUCAGCAAUCAUUUAUCAUAGCCAAAAUAGAUGAUCUGUCACUUGAUUGUUCUACUUUUAGACAAAAUAUUCGUGGCGCAUACCAGAUAUGGCUCAAUCUCAAAUAAACUAAGUACUUGCAGCUCCAACAGGGGGAUGCAAUGCGCAAGACGCAGCGUAACUUAAAAGCUCCAACGGAGGCG